AUGCGUAUCGCAGCUCACUGUCCUCAUCUCCUCCGUCUUGACCUUGGCUGGUGCACAGGUAUCGAGUCCGAACCCUCAGGUUGUCUUCGUGAGCUUGUCUCUAAAUGUCGCAAACUUCAGGUUCUCUCACUCGCUGCUGUUCGAUCGGUGACACCAGCCGACGUGGAUGCAAUUUCUGAUUUCCUGCAGGACACUUUGGUAGAUUUAGAUCUAAUUGGCAAUGCUCUUAUCAACCAGGCAUGCAUCAAUCGUCUUUUAGCUAAUUGUACUAAGUUGAAGUAUUUGGAUAUAUCUCAUUGUCCGUCUAUAUCAAUUUACGAAGCGCUUUCACUCCGAGCCAACUACAAUCACUGCACAAUUGUUUUCAAUCACCAUACCUUUUUGCCCACAACGUAUGAUGAUGAAAAUUGGCAGGAAAUGAAUUUUGAGUUGCCUCAAUUACCACCUCCUCAUCAAUUUCCUCCUCUGGCUUUGCCCGCACCGACAGAAGAUUACGAUGGCUGA
Rodentolepis nana is the source of this 504-nucleotide messenger RNA. NCBI's taxonomy places the organism in Eukaryota, Metazoa, Platyhelminthes, Cestoda, Cyclophyllidea, Hymenolepididae. The record is from the annotation of a GenBank genome assembly.